AUGGCUGUCGGUAUGACGCUCAACCAGCUGUAUGCCCCGCCGUCGUCGACGACGUCUUGCGUGACCGACUCGGUGCCCUUGUUGGCCACGGCAGCUGCGCUCACCCCACCGCAAGGCCACAGCCCUCAAAGCUCCAAUCGAGACGUCAAGGUCAAUAAUGCAGCGAUGCAGUCGAUGGACCGGAUCUACCACAUGCCGUACGCCGCUCCGCCGCCGUCAUACUCGCUGCAGUAUUCCCAUCCAGCCACGUCUACUGCUACCACGACUUCCUCUUCGACUCCUUCCUGCACGAACGGGGGGAUGCUCUUUCCACACCCGCUGACCAAGCCGGGGCCCAGUACGUCGGAAGACUAUGCAGCUGAUCCGCUGCCUUUUGAGUACGCUCGCAAGUACUCACCGGCCCCUCGAGAGGACGUCGCGGCUUCGUCGAGCUACAACGACUCGUACCCUUCGCACUCCAUGUACGCUCCAAGCGGUCCUUGUGCCACUCCACAUCAACAACAACAACAACAGCCGUCUCCAUCCCCAGUAUCUUCAUCACGUGGGACAAGUACGUACAGCCACCACCAAUACACGGAACCAAGUGGGCGAGGGAGCUGCUUCCACUCCCAUCCCGACAUGGCUACAUCCGUACCCCACCCCCACUUCCGUCGCUCGACAGCUACGACGCAGAUGUACAACCCUAUGCCUAGUCCAAUGCUGUCCAAUCACGCGUUCCCGUCGUUGCUCGACCCAGUAGUCGGGAGUGGUACAAAAAAGGAAGUCGAGACGUACCACCCGCACCCGCAAUCGACUCCCGUCUAUAACACGGAAACAUCAAGGGGUGGGACGACUGGUCAUGUCGCAGGUGCUAGUACUAGCAGCAGCGGGACUACCAAUGGCCCGGCUCAAGAAGCGAUGAUCAAGGUCAAGACGCCGCUCAAGCUCAAGUACUGGCGGAACGGCCGACGGAACCUCCAGUGCUUCCCCAGCUGCAAAGUCUUCGGCGACUACUCGGCCAUCAAGAUCGAAGACCUCAAGCAGCACGACUUCAUGUGGGGCAAGUGUCGCGGCAGUCUCGUCACGGAAGUCACGCUCAACUCGAACGUGACGUUCGACGACCUCGUGCUGCUGGGCCGCGUGCACUCGCUCGAGAACAUCCCCGUGGCCUUUGAAGAAGCCGUGAUCCGCGAGUGCAUGUUGGGCCGCACGAUCGAGCGGGACGAGAUGGAGGCCAUGAAGGACCAGUGGAUCCUGGGUGAGCGGCUGCCGGAUUUCGUCCAGCAAGACGCACACGUCGCGUGCUUUGAGUUCAAGCCCAAGGUGUGGAAGUACACGGAAGACAUGGCCCAGGGCAAGUGCAAGCGGCGCAACGUCAAGUACUAUGUGCAGUUUGAGGCGUUCGUGCGCAUGGGCGCGACGGCCGCUGAUACUGGAGACCGUCGGUACUACGCCUGCAUUGGCUCGGGCAUGUCCACGUCCUUUGAAGUGGGGUCCAGUCGCGUGCUCGCGCGUCAGAAGCGCAAGGCUGCGACGUGUGCUGCGGAGGCUGCAGCCGCCUCCUCCUCGAGUUUGACGUCGUCGGAGCUGAUGCAGUCGCAGCAGCUCUUGGCGCUCAAUAACAGCGGGAACUCGCUCAUGCAUCACAAUGUCAUGGCCGGGACGCCGCACUCCAUGUACGCGUACCAAGCGCACCACGACGGACAGUCGCGGAGCUUGCCGCCGACGUUCCCACACCCACAGGUGAUGAUGCAUCAGAUGCCGCCGUCGCAGUCGGAAGUGGUGCACUAUUUUACGUCGCAGCAGCACCAGCACCAGCAGCAGCAGCUUUCGUACCGGCAUCACGAGUCUUCGAGUCAGUUGUCGUCGUCGCAGCUGUCGGUCGGAGACAAGCGCAAGGUGAGCAGCGAACGGCCGGCGUUCCUGACCGAUCGCUCGGCCAAGAUGCUCAAGGUCAUGACCGGCGUCCCACAGUCCGUGCCGAUCUAG
This is a messenger RNA of Peronospora matthiolae, 1968 nucleotides long. The record is from the annotation of a GenBank genome assembly. NCBI's taxonomy places the organism in Eukaryota, Oomycota, Peronosporomycetes, Peronosporales, Peronosporaceae.